AUGCCUGAUAUUGAAAGUUAUGCACACAACGGCAACAUUCCUCACCCGGAGAAGAUCAUUGGAGAAGAAAAUGCGGUGUUGAGAGAUUGGAAUCCUCGAGCUCUAGUGAGAGCCCUAUAUGAGGUGUCGUAUGAGCCACGAGUGGAGACAAAACGGAAUCGCUUUAUCAGUAUGGAAGGUCAUGUUGAGGUGCCCUCAGAUGAGACAUCCACCGUAGCCGAAUUGGAAAGACAUUGGAAACAGCUGUAUAUGCGUACCAAGGAAGGAAGGUUACAGAUUUUUGUGUCCCACUGUGCUGAUGAAGCGCCGGCUGAAGAAAUAGUGCUCUCUGGUGUCGACGUGGACGCGAACAGAGAUGAACGAACGCUUACCAUUCAUGGCGGACGCGAUCAUAUCAGAAUGACAUUACGCGUACAAUCGAAUGUGUUCGACAAAUGGCGACAUUCACUUCUUUCCCAUGCUGCUUCAUCACAAAUUGAUGCCUAUGUUAAACCGAUUCCGAAGACGUUCCAGCAUCUUACCGAGCGAGUGGUUGUGCUUGAAAUCGGUUCCUGUUCUAUUCGUGGUGGUGUGCUGACAACUGAACCUAGCCUUCCGCAGUCUUUCUUCCCGGCCAUCGCUGUACGUACAGAUGACGGUCGAAUUAUUGUCGGUGAAGACGCCUAUGCUCCUGAGAUCCGCCAUCAUGGAGAAUUUGUUCGUCCGAUUCAAGCGUUGGAUCCUAAUGUUGAGCGAUACACUAUGGAUCGUGAGGUCGUAAAAGAGUGCAUGAAAAAGGUUGUCAAAGACCUCAAUGUGAAUCCUUCGCAGUACAAGGUCCUUCUGUCCAUUCCACAAAACAUCCCUGUUGCUCUUAUCGGUGAAUUACUCACACUCGCCUUGAAGGACAUCGGCUUCCAAGGUGCCGCUAUUACACGCCAACCGUCUUUGAUCCUUUACGCAUAUGAUGUUACCACAGGUGUAGUUGUCGACAUUGGAGAUCGCUUGAACAUUGUUCCUGUUAUUGAUGGUUAUGUUGUUGAGUCAGCGAUCUGUUCAAUACCAUAUGGAGCAACUCAAGUGCGAGAAGCGUUACGGACCACCUUGUGCUCGAAUAACAAAGGACUGUAUUCAUUCCAGAGCCCCAUAGAGAAGCUCAUUCUGCGCUACGUCUUGGAACAGACAAGCUACGUCCCUGAUGACUACACACAAGAGGAAAAGACGUCAAAAGAAGUCAAUAUAUCCCUUGAUCGAUUUGACCCUCUCCCAGGGAUGCCAACGAAAUUCAGCAUAGAUAACUCACGGUUCCUCUGCACAGAAGGCCUUUUCCGCCCGAAGAAGUGGGGUCUUGAUACCAAAGGCCUGCAUCAGCUGGUACAUGAAGCCGUCCAGAUGAGCCCAAUCGACAGCAGGAGAACUCUUUACAGGAAUAUCUAUCUUGCUGGGGGAGCGUCCUUAAUGCCCGGUUUGGCCGAGAAGUUGGAACAAGAACUUGCCGCCAUUGUACCGAACUCUAUUCAUACCCAGGUACACAUAUCCCCAUGGAGGUACAAUGCAGCGUAUUUGGGAGCCCAAAUAGUCGCUUCAGCGUCAACAUUCAGUGAUAGCUGUAUUUCACUCGAAAAUCUGCCAACGUUCCUAUCACAUCUACAAUCCUCUUGUUUUUGA
This is a messenger RNA of Haemonchus placei, 1647 nucleotides long. The record is from the annotation of a GenBank genome assembly. NCBI's taxonomy places the organism in Eukaryota, Metazoa, Nematoda, Chromadorea, Rhabditida, Trichostrongylidae.